GAUUUGUAGGCGGAUUUGCAGGUACGCCCCGUCGGCUUGCAGCGACCCAGUGUCAGUGUGAGAAUUUUUUCCCUCCCCUUCUCUUUUUUUUGUAACCAAAGCUGGAUGUGUAGAACGUCACAUAUUGUUUCCCUCUUCACUCCGGUCACUUUAGCGAUAUGGGUUAUUUACUGUUAAACAGCUACAGACGCCGAACGCACAGCCGGCGCCUGGAGUGAAACAGUGUCUCUGAGAGAUACGGACUAUACAGAGUUUCUCUCCAGCCUUCGAUAAGUGAGGAUAUAACAACAGGUUAACGAAAGUGAGAUUUGUUUUUUUAAGGACGAUAGAAUGGCGAGUCCUCCAAAUACUGGGGGAGGACACUUGUUAUCCAACGCGAACAUUAGUAACACAAAGAUUAAGAAAUGUGGAUACCUCAAGAAGCAGAAGCACGGACACAAGCGCUUCUUCGUUCUGAAGGAGCCGGACGAGGGCUUCCCUGCCCGGCUGGAGUACUACGAGAGCGAGAAAAAAUGGAAAAACAAGUCAGCGGCAAAGAGGGUUAUACCUCUUGACUGCUGCCUCAAUAUCAACAAGAGAGCUGAUGCCAAACACAAACACCUUAUCGCCCUCUAUACCAAGGACGAAUAUUUUGCCGUGGCGGCAGAGAAUGAAAAAGAGCAGGAGAAUUGGUACCGAGUCUUAACGGAUUUAAUGAGCGAGGGGAAAGUGUACUCAGAUGGCUCCGCAUCCAAUUCCGCGUCCUCGCUGGUGGGGUUUGAUGAGGCGAACUACGGGAUGAUUACGCCGGUAACUGCCGCGUAUAAGGAGGUAUGGCAAGUGAACCUGAAAUCCAAAGGGCUAGGGCAGAGCCGGAAUCUGACCGGGGUGUACAGACUGUGUUUAUCCAGCCGGACUAUCAGCUUCGUAAAACUCAACUCGGAUGUCGCGUCCGUCAGUUUACAGCUGAUGAACAUUCGGAGAUGCGGGCACUCAGAAAGCUUUUUCUUCAUCGAGGUCGGCCGGUCAGCAGCCACGGGACCAGGCGAGCUGUGGAUGCAGGCUGACGACUCAGUGGUGGCGCAAAACAUCCACGAGACUAUCUUGGAGGCCAUGAAAGCCAUGAAGGAGCUGUCAGAGUUUCGGCCGCGCAGCAAGAGCCAGUCUUCAGGCACUAACCCCAUCUCCGUGCCCACCCGGCGGCACCUCAACAACCUUCCUCCAAGCCAGACCGGGCUCCAGCGGCGGUCGCGCACUGACAGCAUGGCCACAACUUCCCCGGUUAGUAAAUUUACCUCCUGCCGGAUACGCACUGCCAGCGAGGGAGAAGGCACCAUGGCGCGCCCCAUGUCUGUGAACGGGAGUCCCCUCAGCCCCGGUAUUCAACCGAACCUAUUAGGGAGAUCAAACACCAUUACAGCCCGGCCCUGUCGGACAUUUGAAUCCUCCUCCCUCCAGCACAGUAAGUCCAUGUCCAUGCCUCUGUCCCACUCUCCACCCACAGCCACCCCCAGCCCUGUCAGCCUGUCCUCCUGCUCAGAGAGCAGCGCUCCUUGCCCCUCCAGCUGCAGUGCCUCGGUCUCCCCCAGUGAUGGGGGCUUCAUCUCCUGUGAUGAGUAUGGCUCCAGCCCUGCAGGCCUGCACCUCACCCUCCGCAGUAACACCCCAGAGUCCCUGAGGGAAGACACACCCCCCUCCCGGGAAGGCAGCAGCCUGCACGGCUACAUGGUGAUGGAGAGACAGAACCAGAACGGUUACCGCCGGUUACCAGAGCUGGACAAGGCAUACCGGAAACGCACAUACUCCCUCACCACCCCGCGCCAGCACAUGGCACCGCCCCAGGUCUCCUCUGCCUCAUUGGACGACUACACGCUCAUGAGGGCCUACACCAGUGGUGGCCAAUCGGGUCGCAGCUCUCACAUGGCUUCCCAAAAAGUGACCUAUCCCGAGGACUAUGGCGAUGUCCAGAUAGGCUCCAACGGUCACCUAGGCUACAUGCCCAUGACUCCGGGCGUGGCCCCUCAGACAGGGGGGGUCAAAGGUAAUGCUUACAUGCCCAUGAGCCCCAUGUGUGUGUCGGCCCCAAAGCAGAUCAUCAACCCCCGCUCUCACCCCUCUCCAGCUGGGAUGGGUCCCCAUACAGAUUCCCCUGGCAGUGUGUCUCUGGAGGACAGCGGCUACAUGAGGAUGUUCUGUGGGGCCAAGAUGUCUGUGGACAGCUCAGAUGAGAAACUCACCAAUGGGGAGUACCUCAACAUGUCCCCUGUGGAGGUGUCCUUCACCCCCCCAGACUACUUCCUCACAGACACUACCCCCCAGCCUCACCCUCACCACAGACAGCCUUACUCCAUCAGUUCCCUAACCCGCUCUCUCAAAGCUCAGCCCCAGAGGAACGGUGUCACAGACACGGAUCAGUACGUGGUGAUGAGUCUACAGAGGCAGAGGAUAGAAGAGGAGUCCAACUACUGUCCCAUCUCACCAGUCUCUAUCGGUACGCCCCCCACCAACACCCUCUCCUCAGCCCCCUCGAUCCUCAGAGCCAGCAGGGUGACCCAGGAGGGGGGUCUGGUCCACAGGGGGAGGGUGAGUCGGCCUACCCGGCUGGCCCUGGACUCUCUGAGGACACUGCCCUGUAUGAGCGAACACCCUCUCCCCUCUGAGCCCAGGAGUCCCGGGGAGUACAUCAACAUAGACUUUGGCAACGCCACACGAUACCCGCCUGUCUCUACCAUGACUGAAAGCUCUGCUUCAUCGCUGGGCUCGGUGGACGAGCCGGCGAGGAGUUCCCCGCCACUCUCCGAAUACGUCAACAUCAACAUCAGCUCAUGCUCUUCCAAACACAGGGAUUCCCCUUCUUCAAUAGGGCGCAUGGAGCCGAGUCCUGUGCUCCUCGUGUGUCCCAGCCAGCCUCACAGAGAGGACCAGAGGGAGAGAGAGGAGGGGGAGGAGGAGGAGAGAGAGGAGGGGAAGGAGGAGGAGAGAGAGGAGAAGGAGGAGAGAGUCAUACUGGAAUAUCCUCUCCAAAAGCAUGUGAGCCCUGUGUGCCCGGUUGGCGCUGUAAAAGACGACUACACUGAGAUGACCUUCAGUCCUACCAACCCCUCUGCCUCUCUCCCUGCCUCUCUGUGCCCCUCUGACUCCACCACCCCCCUGCCUACCAGCCCCUCGUCCUGCAUCCAGAGACUCACCCUGGGGGGAGAGGGCAUAGUGGUGGUCCCCCCUGUCCCUGUGGAGUCCUUCCUCCUGGGGGGUCCCUCCAUCCCCCCCGUCAACCCAGACAGGGGGGCUAAGGUGAUCCGGGCUGACCCCCAGGGUCGCAGGCGCCACAGCUCCGAGACCUUCUCCUCCACAACCACGGUAACGCCAGUGUCUCCAUCGUUUGCCCACGAUGCCAACAUGCGGCACAGCUCGGCAUCGGUGGAAAACGUGUCGCGGCUGGUCCGGAGCUCGGAGGGCUCAGACGAGGAGUAUGGGAACAGCAACAGCCCCAUGUGCCGGGAGACGUCGGCAGGCUACCAAAACGGACUCAACUACAUUGCCUUAAACCUGAUGGAAGGGAGCCUGGGGGGCUGCAGCAGUCUGGGGGGCUGUGAGGGACUGCUGAGGUUCAAGGCAGCGUGUGGAUGCAAGGGGGGCAUGAACGGUUUCAACGCCAGCCCCUAUGCCACCAUGGGCUUCAAGGAGACUGCAACAGCAGUGAAAGACUGAAAUCUGAUGGGACCACCCCCCCUCCUAUUAUCCCUGUUCCUCUCUCUCUCUCUCUCUCUCUCUCUCUCUCUCUCUCUCUCUCUCUCUCUCUCUCUCUCUCUCUCUCUCUCUCUCUCUCUCUGUCUCUCUGUCUCUCUGUCUCUCUGUCUCUCUGUCUCUCUCUCUCUCUCUCUCUCUCUCUCUCUCUCUCUCUCUCUCUCUCUCUCUCUCUCUCUCCUGGCUGUGAAAGAUGGAUAACGCUGCAGCCUGGUGACGAGGUCGCCACGCCGACAGCUGGACCAUGUGCUGCAGUAGACAAACUUUAACCUCCACCAUCCCCUCCCCUAGGGGUCAACAGGGCCGCCGUCAUCACGACAAUGUGGACACUUGACCCCCUCUCCCCCAAGUCUCCUAUCUUCACUCCCCCCUCGCGGCACCCAGACAUUGAGGGGCCGUCGCUGCUGCUAUCUAGACAAAUAAAAAGAAUGUUUCUUCAAAGAUUAUCUAUGUACAUUCAAAGUUACUUCUGCAACAUUAUAUUAUUACUAAUACUAUUAUUAUCAUUAUCAUUAUUGUUAUUGUUAUUAUUAUUCCACUGGUUACCGUUUGGCUUUGCCUGACAGGGCCAGUUAACCUCACCUUGAACCAAACCUCAAGAUAUGCGAAACACACGUUAUACAUACUUACACAUGUUUAUUUAUUUAUAUGUGUGCACUUAGUGGUGCAUGUGUGUGUGUGGAUGUGUACACUGAAUUUGUACUGAAGAGAGGUGGCAUUUUACGAAUAUAUUCAACAACGUAGUGAGUUAGCAGUUGCUUAAAACCCCUACCUCAGAGCAAACCAGGUUAGUACUUAUUUACACACCAGAAAUAUAUAUCGAGAUAUAUUUAUUUAUUUUCAGAGGUGAAUGUUUUUAUGAACACCAAUCCAAAGCCUUACUACUCUCCUGUCCGCAGUUUCUGACGGACGUUUAGUUUGGACCUAUAAACACACAGAAAAUCAAAGACUUAAAUCCAUUGCCAUGGAGACGGAAUGUUUGUCUGAGCAGCUGGAGAGGCAGAAAUGUCUGUCUGACCUCUUUCCCUCUGCAAUCAAAGAUUAUUGAGAUUAUUACAGUUCGUUGACAUAUAGUUACUAUAUAUUAAUAUGCCAUAGUAAUAUAUUUAUCAUUGCGUACAAAGCUGACGAGAAGAAGCUGUUCGUCAUUAUUCAACACUUUAGUUAAAGCCAGGAGAAUGGGAUCCAGGAGGAGUUUCCUGGAGUAGGACACACACAUCAUCAUAAUCAUACACACAUCCGCAUGUCCCAGUUUGACCUGGGCUGGUGGUCUGUUGUUAAUGCCUAGAACACCAUCAUUGAGACAAAGCCUUCAUAUACUUUAACAGAUUACCUAGUUCACUCACAACGACCCACCUGUGACACGUUAUUCUCACCUGAUGCCUCAGCACGGCGCCUGUGGUUAGCUGCGAUAGGCUAUUUGGCACAGAGGUGUGCUGUGAUUGGGCUGUUGGGCAGACUCAUGACUGGUUUUCAGAGAGGUUUUGACAUGCUUGAAGCCAUGGCUGCAGCUUUGGGCUGUGAGACAGUAAGUAAAGAGGAGACACAGCAGAGCUAAUGCUGCACGGUCUUGCACUUACAAACUGCCUAGAUUGUAAACACAAGACACUUGAAUGUAGUCUAUUCCAUGUUCUCCUCAUGGGGAACGUAACCACCUUGACAACGAGAAGAAAUACCACAACAAUAAUAUCUACUACAACUGCUACAACCUGCAGAAUAAGACAAAAGAAACAGGCAGAAACGUAAUGAACACAAAACGGAGUAAGGACGAAGAGUGUCGCUUACUUUGUCAGUUCAUUGGUACUCAACGUUCGCCUAUAUACUGUAAAAAUGUAUAAAUACAGAGAAUACAAUUGAGCGCAAGCUGAACCUUUUGUUUGAGAGAAAUUUUAAGUUAAAGAUGAUAAAUUAUGUUUGUACUGUUUAUGUGUUUGGAAUGAAUUCCCAGAAACAAUGAAAGCACUAAUUAUUAAGUUAUAUACAAGCAGCAAUGUUUGGCCUGGAUUUUAAAAUUAUUAUUACAGGAUGGUCUUGUGAAAUGAUUGCCUCUACAAGGACAUUUUCUAAUGCUGUAAUUCCGAGAAAUACUUUAAGAGAACAAAUGAUUCAUUAAUACUUGACAUACAAGUUUAUUCUUGCUACUUAGGUACAUUUCACGAAUGGCACAUGCAAUAUUUACAUUUUUAAGAAAUGUGUUUAUAGAGAGGUACCAAAUGUAUAAUAAUAUGUUAAUAAUGUUUGUUAAACCUUAAAAUAUAUAAUUUUUUUGCUCUUUGUAAUUUUUUUCUGCCAAUUGAUAUAAUGGAAAGUGUUCUGUUUGUUUUUGCUAAUAGAGUGUAUUGGUGAUUUGACCAGUGUUUUUUUGCAUUUGGAUAGCGUUCCUGUUGGGUUUUUAUUUAGCGUCUAAACAUUAGGAUGAUAUGACGACCUAGCUUAACUUGCUGUGUCUUCCAUUGUAAAUACUUCAUAUCUCAUGACUUAUUGAGAUGCUACUAAGAGAUGAUCAUUUAAACCUAGUGUAGUUGCCAUGGCUUUGGACUGUAUUGAUUCUUUAUAGACACAUGCAAUAAAGAAUAACAUUGUUUAAGAAA
Molecule: messenger RNA, 6314 nt
Organism: Salvelinus fontinalis (brook trout)
Lineage: Eukaryota; Metazoa; Chordata; Actinopteri; Salmoniformes; Salmonidae
Product: insulin receptor substrate 2-like
Exons: 2
Coding region: 331-3687 (1118 amino acids)
Biological process (GO): insulin receptor signaling pathway
Cellular component (GO): cytosol; plasma membrane
Molecular function (GO): insulin receptor binding; phosphatidylinositol 3-kinase binding
Source: RefSeq, a predicted model, not a curated record